GGUAAGGAGAAUUUCUAAGAGGAGUGUCAGGCUUUUGAUGGUUUGCCUGAUGAAAAUCAGAAUUUUUAAAAACAAAGUAAGUAGACAAAAAAAGAAUUGAAAAAUCAGCAACCAUUCUAAAUUGUUCCAAACUAAUUUAUUUAUAAGAAUGUGAAAUCAUAUAUGAAUGUAAAGGAGGGGACAUAUUAACCUAGCUAACUGAUUUAAACCAACAUCUGUUAAGAGGAUAUAGUUUUAUAUAAUAUUACUAAGUAUCCUUUUUCUGUUUGUGUUCCAUAUCGGUGCACGCUGUUGCUAUGUGUCCCGAGUUUAGGCAAUUGCAAUUUACCGGAAAGCCCAAAAGUAAGUUAGUUAGAAAUUAACUAACUUUCAAAUGCCAGUCUAUUUUAGGCUGCACGUAUUUCCAAUUUAAAGGGCGACAGACCCGAAAAGCCCGCGAAAAGCUUCUGGCAGGCACCAAGAACACACACACCACCUAGAAAGAAUCCAUGGAAAUUAAGGUUAGGGUUUCCUUCACAUUUCUUUUUCCCUCGACCUGGCCCUCUAUUCAGGCCGCGAAUGAAACUUGCAUAAACCCUAGCUAGUUAGUUUACUCGUCAUGAAACCAACGAAUAUAAUUAGAAACUAGGCUUUUCGUUUUUCUUUUGUGUGUGUGUGUGUGUUUUUGUUGUCGGUUAUAUACGUAUAUGUAUAAAGGUCGAGGCCCAUGGUGAUGGAUGGAGAUAUCAGAGACGAAGGUGAAGGUGGAGGUUGCGGAGGUGGAGGCGGAGGUGGAGGAGGAGGAGAGGAAACUGCCGAGGGUGUGAUAGAAUUGGUUGCUCAAUUCGGGGAUUACCGAAGGACGCAGAGGAAAGAAUGCUAUAACCUGGUGCGGCGUAUGAAGCUCUUGUUGCCGCUUUUCGAAGAGACGAGAGAGCUGGAUGGGCCAAUUCCGGAGGGGGGGGUUGCUUGGUUGGCUAAUUUGAAGAAGGUGCUUCUUAUGGCCAAGAAAUUGUUGAAGACUUGUAAUGAGGGGAGCAAAAUUUAUCUGGCACUUGAAAGUGAAGGAAUCAUGGUUAGAUUUCAUGCAGUUCAUGAAAAACUCAGUCAGGCUUUAGGUGGUUUGCCUGAUGAACUUUGCAUCUCAGAUGAAGUUAAGGAACAGAUUGAACUCAUGAUCAUGCAACUUAGACGAGCAAGGAAACGAACAGAUACACAGGACAUAGAACUUGCAAUGGAUAUUAUGGUGGUUUUGUCCAAAAAAGAAGACAGAAAUGCUGAUAGUGCCAUUAUAGAGAGGUUGGCGCAAAAGCUAGACCUCCAUAAAAUUGAGGACCUUAACACAGAAGCAAUAGCUAUAAGGAACCUUGUUAAAGAAAGAGGAGGGCCAAGUGGAGAGACUACUCAGCAAAUCAUUGAUCUUUUUAACAGAUUCAGACAAAUCGCUGGAAUGGAAGCAACAAAUGUUAUUGACGACCCUGUUAUGCCUAAAAUGCUUGAGAAGUGCCCAUCUUUGAUGAUCCCUCACGAGUUCCUCUGCCCAAUCACGCUAGAAAUAAUGACGGAUCCUGUUAUUGUUGCAAGUGGACAGACAUAUGACAGAGAAAGCAUACAAAAGUGGUUUGACACCAAUCAUAGAACAUGUCCUAAGACCAGGGAAACUCUGGCUCACUUGUCACUUGCACCAAAUUAUGCUCUCAAAAAUCUAAUCAUGCAGUGGUGUGAGAAGAACAAUUUCCAGCUCCCAAAGAAAGAAACUUCCGCAGGCCAGGAAAGCUCCUCCACCGAACACAAAGAGGAGAUCUUAUCAUUGGUUGAACGGCUAUCUUCCAGUCACUUAGAAGUGCAGAGGAAGGCGGUGAUGAAGAUUCGUUUAAUCUCAAAAGAGAAUCCUGAGAACAGAAUUUUGAUUGCCAGAAGUGGAGGAAUCCCACCACUGGUGCAACUUCUUUCCUAUCCAGAUUCUAAAAUUCAACAGCAUGCAGUGACGGCUCUUUUGAAUUUAUCGAUUGACGAAACAAACAAGAAACUGAUAACCGGAGAAGAAGCGAUUCCAGCUAUUAUAGAAGUCCUGCAGAAUGGAAGCACAGAAGCUAGAGAGAAUUCUGCAGCAGCUUUAUUUAGCUUAUCAAUGCUGGAUGAGAACAAAGUAACUGUGGGGUUAUCAGAUGGCAUUCCGCCGUUGGUCGAUUUAAUGCAGAAUGGGACGAUUAGAGGUAAAAAAGAUGCUGCCACAGCACUGUUCAACUUAUCUUUGAACCAAGCAAAUAGGUCGAGGGCCAUUAAUGCUGGCAUUGUACCACCUCUACUCCAGAUACUCAAGGACAGAAACUUGGGCAUGGUCGAUGAAGCCCUCUCCAUCUUCUUACUUCUUGCAUCACAUCCAGAUGGACGGCAAGAGAUUGGACAGCUCUCGUUCAUUGAGACUCUUGUUGAAUUUAUCCGAGAAGGAACUCCCAAGAACAAGGAAUGUGCAACAUCAGUUCUUCUGGAGUUGGGGUCAAACAAUUCAUCCUUCUUACUGGCCGCACUUCAGUUUGGAGUGUAUGAGCAUUUGGUUGAGAUCACAGGGAGCGGAACCAAUAGAGCUCAGAGGAAGGCAAAUGCACUUAUGCAAUUGAUAAGCAAGACUGAACAAAUUCCUUGAACUUGUGUAAAAUGCGCUCUCGUUUAUUUGCUGAUUAUGCUUUUCUUUAUUUCAUUCUUGGGUCAAAUGCACCUCUCACCAGAAAUCAACAUGCUUAGUAAAGUUGUAGUCUACUGGUCAACUUUCUUUUUCUAUUUUUUACUUUGUUCCUCUGAGAUUAGAGACUAGCUGCUAGCACAAAGAAAAAGUUGGUGAUUGGGUUCAAAAUUCGUGUGUUUUCUCUUAGGUUUAGGGUUUAAUAAGUGACAGCGGCCACCCCUUUCCUCUACCCUUUUUCUCUGUCUUUCUGUUUUUGUAAAUAAUCUUUUGUCUCACUCACACUCGGUUUAUGAUAGAGAGGGAAGGAGAAGGAGAGCGAGAGGGGGAAGUUGGCAUGGCAGGUAAGUAGAUUGAUCAGCGGCGCAUCAGAUUCAUACAUCCAUCCUCUUUUAUUUUCAUUUUUAAAAGGAAUUGGAUGAUGCCCAUAGUCAUAGAUAAUUCUUGGACCCGUCCAUGGAAAUAUGAAUACAAAGAAAAAAAGCAUAGGAACACGAACACAUAUCAUAUGUAUACUGAUUCAAGUUACACCAGCACGGCCCAGGACAAUACAAUAGCACUACUGUACCGAUAACUACACUUGUUUUAACCUAAUGCACAGUAGCAUACUCAUUAAUGCACAACAUUGAAGAUUAAGCUAUAUUGGAUAAUCUCUUGACCAAAUAAUUCAAAUAGUAAAGAUUUAAGAUUUGCUGCAACUUCUGCAUAUGCCGCAUAAAAGGCAUCCACCUAGAUGGAUGGGACCUUAUAUUUCUUCAACAAAACCUCAAAGCAUCCUCUAGCUCUUUUUCAUCAGCACAAUUGUAUCCCAACUGAUAGGCUCUUGCUGC
Molecule: messenger RNA, 3492 nt
Organism: Prunus persica (peach)
Lineage: Eukaryota; Viridiplantae; Streptophyta; Magnoliopsida; Rosales; Rosaceae
Product: U-box domain-containing protein 15
Exons: 4
Coding region: 707-2626 (639 amino acids)
Biological process (GO): cell surface receptor signaling pathway; protein ubiquitination
Cellular component (GO): nucleus; cytoplasm
Molecular function (GO): protein binding; ubiquitin-protein transferase activity
Source: RefSeq, a predicted model, not a curated record